CCAUAAAAAAUCUCGGCCGGCUCGGACGGACUCAGGCAGGCCCUAUGGAGACAGACCCUUAGCGACCCCUACCAGGUCUAUUCCGAUUUUCCCGGUUCUCUUUUCCCGCUGGGCUCACUCUGAUUGUUUUGAUGUCAGUCACUUCUCAGUUCUCACUAUAUAGCUACAACAUAGUCAUCUCAGUUCCGUCAGUGGUAUUUUCUUUAUUUUUUAUUUUUAUUAUCAUUUAUAUAUUGUUACAAAAGAAAUUAAUUUAAAUCUCAAAGCCAAUUACAUUUUUGGCUGAAUAUAUAAAAUGAUAUACAAUAAAAUAUUGUCUAGCUAUUGAGAAGUUAUGUUGGUGAACCAUGCAGAUGUGUAAUAAUUUCUAAACGAGUAUUAUUGAAAAAUUAAGUGAAUAUUUUAAUUAACCACAGGAAAGAGUUUCAAAAUAAUUUGUACAUACAUAUUUGGAAAUCAACCUAAGUUAAGGGUUGAAGAAUGAAUCAUGAUAAUUAAAAUAUCGAGGAUAAUUAAUUGUUCUUCAGAACAUCCGCAAUAUCCAGCUACUAAUCUCCUAGAACAUCCUCCAAAAUCAUCAUGGCGUUGUCUUAAGCCAACUGAAGUUAUUGCUACAGUAAUAUUCCAAUUAGUAGAACCAUCUUGUAUAACUGGAUUGGAUAUAGGAAACUAUCGUUCAUGUAUUGUAGUUGUUGAAGCUUCUUCAUCCAGUGAACCAGAUAAAUGGAUACCUAUUAUCAAUCAUAGAUUUCUAUCACAUGAUGAAGCAAUUAACAGUAAAUUCAGAGAUCAAGUGCAGAUAUUCACUAAACGAGAGCUCAAUCCUGACGUAAUAAAAAUAAAAUUUGAUAGAGUCAAAGCCACAUGUAUGCAAUCAGCUAAUCCAAGAGAAGUAUUUGGAUUGGAAUUUAUUAUUCUGAGAACUGAAGUGACUCUAGAUUUGGGACUAGAUGUGUUUGGACGUUUCAAAUUAAAAGAAAAAAAAGAAGAUGAGUUAGAUGAUUUUAAAGUAAAAUAUCUACAACUUUUUGGAAAAAAUAAAAAUUAUAAAAAAGAUUUAAAAGAAAAAAUCACUGAGAUAGGUUUGAAUAAAUUUGAUAAAAAGCAAGAAAAAACUAGUAUACCCAACAAAAGACCAAUUUUACAACAACUAGAAGCUGAUGCUCUUGACGAGACAAAACCAGGUUCAUCUUAUAGUACAGUGAAAAAAACAAAUUCAAAUGAGAAUAGUAAAACUAGUACAGUAGUUAAUCGAACAUUGUUUGGAGAUGUUAUACCAAGCCCUAAGGCAAUUAAGAAUGUAGAUUGCAAUACUAGCAAUAAUUUAAAAAAAAGAAUGUAUAGUCCAAAGAAUUCUUCGCAGCAUAACUCAUCAGUAACUAAAAAAGUUCUGUGUUCUUUGUGCCAAUUGGACUCAGACGAAUUGUGUUCAACAUGCAACAUGUUGCCUGAACCAAAGGUCACUGUUGAGGGUAUAACAAAAAAAGUUGUCAAAAAGCCUAAACCAAAAAAAGAAUUUAAAAAGCUUUUUGAGGAUAUUUCAUUUUCUCUAAGUGGGUAUGCCAAUCCACAAAGAGAUGAAAUACGAAGAAAAGCCCUGAAAAUGGGUGCAAAGUACAUUGCAGAUCCUAAUAUAACUAACAAUAAGUGUACACAUUUGAUUUGUGCUUUCAAAAACACCCCAAAAUUCCAGAUAUUAAAAGGACAUUGUAAAAUCAUUGACCACAAAUUUAUUGAAGAAUGCUUUGACACGAAAAAAAGGAUACCAUGGAGACGGUUUGCUUUAGAUAGUAAGGAACGGAGUCAGCCCGAAAGCGAGGAGGAAAUUGAGGGAUUGAUGUCACCAAUCAGUACUCCAAGUAUCUAUGACCAGGAAACCGACGACUCAAAUUGAAAUAUAUUCCAAAUUAAACAAAAUUUUUAUAAAUUGAAAUUCUGAAAUUUAGAAUAUGUUUAGAUUUUUUUACAGGAAAUAUUUAAAAAGUAUUCAAGAUAGAAGCUUCUUUUUUUUUGUACAAAUUUGUAAAUAAAUUAACAUUAUUUUUAUUCUCGUGCAUGUAAAACAAUUGAAUUCUAUUUGUAUGCCUCACUUUGUGAAUGAAAAAUUUCAAUUUAUAUGAUAAUGCUGGAUUUUAUAAAAUCUAUAAAAUUGUGGUAGAUAUGUAAAAAUUCGAACAAUAUAUUUACAAGU
Phymastichus coffea is the source of this 2191-nucleotide messenger RNA. It is a transcript of the gene XRCC1, whose product is annotated as DNA repair protein XRCC1. Gene Ontology annotation, biological process: single strand break repair; base-excision repair. Gene Ontology annotation, cellular component: nucleus. The record is from RefSeq and is a predicted model, not a curated record. Gene Ontology annotation, molecular function: damaged DNA binding. Bases 488 to 1894 code for a protein of 468 amino acids. The transcript has 4 exons. NCBI's taxonomy places the organism in Eukaryota, Metazoa, Arthropoda, Insecta, Hymenoptera, Eulophidae.